Molecule: messenger RNA, 1305 nt
Organism: Arctia plantaginis
Lineage: Eukaryota; Metazoa; Arthropoda; Insecta; Lepidoptera; Erebidae
Source: the annotation of a GenBank genome assembly
AUGCCGAAAGGAAAGAAAAAAGGAAAAUACGAGCACAGAAGAACUGAGUUGCCGUACUCAUCGGACGAAGACGCAGGCAUUGAUAUGACUAUCGACAACUGCUCCGAAACUUCAGGACAGUCGGACCUCAAGAGCAACCACGAUGACGCAGAAAAUGAAGCCCAAGAAAAACAAGAAGAGAAAGUACUGGAGAUCAUGGAGGCUCUGAGUGCCCGCUCAAACGCAGCUCGCGCGGGCGCAUUCGUGGCCUUGCGGGCCGCGCUACAACGUCGCGCUUUCGACACCUUGCUCUGCAGUCACCGCGCCACGCUCGCCGACCACAUUUCACGAGCGUUGAGGAGGGGGAAAGAUGGAGAGAGAAAGGCUGCUGCAGCUGUAGCGCCGUUGGUGGCAUUGCAGAUUGGAGAGGAAGGCACAGAAGAAUUCGUUGCCGAAGUUCGUCCUGCGCUCACUGCAACUGCUGCGGACAAAACUGCUUCACUUGAAACACGCACUGAGUGCUGCUCAUCACUGGCUGUGCUUUGCUACUUAAUGGAGGAUGACGUCACCGAGAUCUUGGAAGUUAUGCGGGUUUACGAAACCAUCUUCAGCGGCAGCUAUCUCAAGGGCGACGGCAGCGUGAAGACGUCGGGGUCUGCGGUGGAGGAGGGCGCGUGGCACGCGGCGGCGCUGGAGGCGUGGGCGCUGCUGCUGUCGCUGCUGGCGCCGGAGCACGCGCGCCAGCUGCUGCGCUCGACGCCGCCCGGCGUGGCGCGCCUGGCGCACCUGCUGGAGGCGCCCGCGCUCGACGUGCGCGUGGCGGCCGGGCCCGCGCUGGCGCUGGCGCACGAGUGCGCCACGGCCGACGACGCCGACGCCGCGCCCGACCUGGCGCCGCACAUCGACGCGCUGCUGCCGCUGCUGGCCGAGCUGGCGCGCGACUCGCACAAGUACCGCGCCAAGCGCGACCGCAAGCUGCAGCGCGCUACCUUCCGCGACGUGCUCAAGUAUUUCGAGGAGGGCACGGUCCCCGCGGCGUCGGUGCGCGUGGGCAGCGAGACGGCGGCGUGGGAGUCGUGGUGCGGCGCGGCCGCGUACGGCGCGCUGGCCGCGGCGCUGGGCGGCGCGCUGCAGCCGCUGGCGCUGCGCUCCGCGCGCCUCCGCGCCGCGCUGGCGCUGGCCGACGCGCCGCCCGCAGACCUGCUGCAGCGCACACACAAGCUCAACAAGCUGCAGCGGCAUCUCCAAAACAACGCAGCGUGCAAAGCCCGCACGCUCGCCCGCAACAAGAACCGCGACAAGCGCUCGGCCGCGCUCGCCAUGUGA